CAGGAUGACUGUCCCCUGAGAAGGUCUGAAUGCGUGGCCGUGGCCAGAUAAUCUAGUAGGAAGGUACAAGGGGAGUUUGAGCUCACAAACCAAUCUUGGUUCUAAGCUUCUGGGUUUUCAUGAGCAGCACAGUUGGGGACAAGGAACAGUAACGUGGCCUUCCCUGAUUCCCAGAAGUGCCUGCUCCACCUUCUGACCACAGACCACAGAUCCGGAACAACUUUCUGGACUGAACCGUUGGGUGCCUCCUGCACCUGCAGAUCUCACCAGAAAGAUGCCAUCCUCUACAGCUAUGGUGCCUGGGACAAGAGGAGGCUGGCACUGCCUGGUGCUGACUACAGCAGCUGCCCUGACCCAGCUCAUGUGGCUCCCUGGUUGCUGUGGGUCCUACAUUGUUGGAGGCCAUGAGGUAACGCCACAUUCCCGGCCCUAUAUGGCCUCUGUGAGCUUCGAGGGCCAUCACUACUGUGGAGGCUUCCUGUUCCAUACCCAUUGGGUGGUGUCAGCUGCCCAUUGCUUCAGCGACAGGAGGUACCUUUGCAAGUCCUCCAUGGACUGUGAGCUUCAGGGUGUGGAGACCGGCCGAGGCCCCAGGCAGCCACCUGGCAAAGCUACACAGCUAACUGGGUGCACAGGGGUCCCGAGGUGCCUGUUUGCACUGCGGAGUUUCAGAGGCCUCCUGAAGGAAGUGAUGUCUAAACUGAGGCUCAAUGGGAAGUUGAAUGGCUCUGCUGUCCUGGGCCCCGCUGUGAGGCUAUUACGAUUGCCAAGGAGAGAUGCUAAGCCACCUGCGGUGGGCACGCGUUGCCACGUAUCCGGCUGGGGCUUCGUGUCUGACUUUGAGGAGCCUCCGCCUGGACUGAUGGAAGUCGAGGUGCGCAUACUGGAUCUGAGUGUCUGCAACAGCUCCUGGCAGGGCCAGCUGAGUCCUGCCAUGCUCUGCACUCACAGUGGGGACCGCCGGCGGCGUGGUUUCUGCUCGGCCUCUGGUGUGGUGACCCCAAGACUCCGGAUGUCUACACUCAAGUGUCAGCGUUUGUGACCUGGAUCUGGGGUGUGGUUCGGGCAAAUUCAUCCCCUGGUUCUACUGGACGCUCUGUGAGGGCUGUUUGAAUUUCAGCCCUCUACUGGGACAGACAUGAAUAGCAACCUGUACCCAUUGGCUCACAUCUGGAAUAUUCCAUGGCUUGAGACUUGGGCUACUGGCAUUCAUCCUAAAUGAACAAUUGUACUGAGGGUUGACUACCUAGAUACAUGGUUUAUGGUUUGAUGUAUGGUCAACUCCAGCCGCCGCCCUUAAUCCACAGUCACCCUUGUAACCAAGACCCGCUAUGCUGCCCGCUCCUGAACUCGUCGCUUCUGGGUGGCUCCCAGGCCUUUGCACCUGCUCUAUCCUCUAUGGAUCGUGACAAACUCCACUAACACAGACAGGGACUGACAUAUGUAGUGAGGACAAAAAUCCAAACAGUUAUAACUCC
This is a messenger RNA of Mus caroli (Ryukyu mouse), 1478 nucleotides long. The record is from RefSeq and is a predicted model, not a curated record. NCBI's taxonomy places the organism in Eukaryota, Metazoa, Chordata, Mammalia, Rodentia, Muridae.